UUAAUUCGUGUGUAAAUUAAUUUCAUUUUCACUGAAAGGACAUUUAAUUAUUCAUGUUGUUUGUACAACAAACAAACAUUAAGAAAACACUUUGUCUAAGGCAGCUUUACAAAAUGUAUCAAUUUGAUGGAGUAAGUUCGAAGGAACAUUUUCGGAAACCGAUGGAUAUACACAGACCGAGAUCCAAGUCAGAAGGGCUGGUGAAAAGGAGUUUAGAUUUUGUACGAGUGUAUUCCGAUGUUGAUUUACACAAGACAGAACAACAUCUCGAGGCCGAGAUCCGGCGGGAGAGCUGCAUUCCACCACGGGAUAAGAAAGUUGCAAGGCUGCGGUUGAAGGGUGAGCGUAUGUUACAUAGUAAAUUCGUCCUCCUCACCAUUGUCGUGCUCAAUCUCGUAGACUGUGCUCUUGUCCUCGGUGAACUCAUUCUCGAUAUACACUUUAUCAGAGAAUUUCGGACCAAGUCUGAUGAGUCUUCACAACAGUUUAUUGACACUUUGCAAACACGGUACCCAGAACACCUACAUGGUCAUAAUAUCGAUCACAUGGAUCUACUUUAUGCUCAGCUAUCUCUUGCUCAAUGUCAUUGGCACGACACGUCUCCUGAAAAAGUGACGUCAUCAAGUCUACAUAGAUUUUUAAAUGAUACACAACGACGUGAACGAGGUUCGGAGGUUAUACCGCUAAACAAUAUUCAUGGACCUCAGUCGGGUCCGAGCUACACGAUUAAAGAAGAGGCGAUGCAUAAAAACGAUUCAAAAAGUGUAUAUGCCCUCAACAGCAAGCCAUGGAAUCAUACCACGCAUUCUUUGAAUCACACCAAACAGUAUGGAAAUCACGCUGGGCACUCUGGAAAUGACACCGAACACUCACAUGGGGACCAUGGCCAUCAUCGCGAGCACAGUAUAUGGGAACACGUGGCACAUGGCAUGCAUAAAGCCAGUAUUACCAUAUUAGGAAUUCUCUUUGUGGAGAAUUUCACUAAACUGAUUUGCAUGGGAAGAGCGUUCUUAAUAAAGAAAUUAGAGGUGUUCGAUUCUUUAGUUGUAUUUAUAUCGUUUGUUGUGGACCUGGUAUUGCUGAAAGGUCUGAUGGAGUACAGAGUCCAAGACGCUGUGUUUAUCUUAACUUUCCUUCUUCCCUGGAGAGUUAUUCGAGUCGUCAACAGUUUGAUUGUUGCAAUACUGGAUCAUGAACAUUUCCGUUUGAAGAUGCUCUACCAGGAAAAGAAGGCUGUAACUGCUGAACUAAAAUCGCUGAAAGCAAAGGAGAAAGGAUGGGAUUUUCAUUUAAAAAAGAUAGAGCAUUUUUGUGAAAGUGAAGGUAUUCCGAAAUGGAAGAUCAGACAACAUACAGCAAUGGGAAGAAAGCAGUCAACAAUUACUACAAUGGCGUCGCUUGCUCUAAAUGGCUUCCUAAAAGGCAUGGUAUUGAGUCCGUCAGACAAGGUUUUGCUCGACAAGUCGCUGUCACUAAGUUCCCAGGAUACUCCCUCUAGUCUUGGAAUAAUAUCAGAAACCGAUACUGGAGAGGAGGACGAUCUUACAAUUGUUUCACGUCAAACAAAUCGUACCGAUAGCGAUCUAUCCUUUGUGACGUCAGAUGAAAGUGGAAAAGAUGACGACGAUUUCUCGAGAAAUGCGACAGUAGAAAAUGUGCAUAUGGAAAACCAUGGAGAGGAGGGACACGUACAUGGUAUUAUCAAAAAUGCAUCGAAAGUGACACUGAAGAGCGUUACAUUCUCGCCAAAGGAACGGAAACCUCUGAUACAUAGACAGGAUUCGGUCGAUUCCAGGGACGUCAGUUCUGUAGACGAAGAUGAUAGCUUUACAGGCUGGAAAUAAUAUGUGAUUGGUAUUUUCGGAUGUGAAAUAACGAAAUGUAAAAUUUCAAGAAUGGCAAUAAACGGUGCUUUUUUAUAUUUAAACACGGUUAGCUUGCAUGAAUAAUUUUUGCGAGGAUGCGUUAAAGAAGUUUAUAUUUACAUGAGCUUUAAUAAAUGCACUGUAGUAUCAAAAUGAAAACUUUGCGAGAUAUAAGUUUUCAAAAGGAUUCAAACCUUUUAGCGACAGCUAAGCCGAUCAGGUUUUACAUAACGCAUGGAAUUUGUGUACAUGUUUGUAUGUGUAAGGCACUAUUUUCCAUAACGUCUUUAUGUCAUGUUUUCGCUUGUAUAUGAGCUUUACACACGAUCUUUACUGCCAUAUACCAAAUCGUUCUUGGUGAAAUCCUCAUGCUGUCAAAACGGUAGUUUCGUAUCUUUAAAGUUGUAGACGGAGAGAGACGCUGCUUUUUUUCAUUUUCGGUUUAAUUUAAUUUGAGGUGCUGAUAAACCAGCCCUUUUUUUACGCUGAUUUUGGGGCCGAAAUUCGGCCCCAUUCCCCAGGCAAAAUAAUAUACUUUUAUCCCCAACUGCACUAAAAAAUUCCCCAAAUGCAAGUCGUUUUUAUCAGCGAAAAUUUCCACCGCCGAUGGAUUAAUAGGUCUGAAUGUAUAUGCGUUCAAAACACCGCUUCAAGAAACGCCGCAAUCGGAACAUCUCAGAUAUUACCGUUAGCGUCGGUCAUCGGGAAUUUCACUUUCCAGAAUUUCUGAUUCGCGGAUAUAUUUAUCUACAACAAUCCGAUUCGUGGAUAUAUUUAUCUAAUAACAAGCCGAUUGGCGGAAGCAAUGAACGAAAAAAUCUGGAAAUAUUGUUAAGUCGAACGGCUUACAAACAAUUUGCGCGACCGUGAAAUGAUUUCAGUCGACGCGAAGAUUUCAGUCGCGUUCAUUUCAGUCUACGCGUAAACAUUUCGGUCCGCCCAUUUCCGCUCGCGUUAGUUAAAUUUCAGUGAAGGAAGUUUGAGAUAUAAAUGAACUAAAGCAGUUCGUUUGGUUCUUUCACGUGCCCAAUGUAAAGCAUUGAUACACGGGGAUGGAUUUUUUAAAGCACCUCCCAAGAGCUUCAAAACAAAGUGCUAAUCAUACCUUUAGGUGGUAUUUUUUCGCUAUACAGUAAUAUGUAUGAAAAUGAUUGUAAAUUGAGAUUUAUAUAUAAUGCAAUUAAAAGCAUUUAAAAAGCUUUUUAAAAGUCAUAAAAUAAAAAAGGACAACUCUAUUUUUGAUAAAUGACCUUAUAUUAAGUUUGAAAUACAAAGGCCAAAAAGAACUAAAUAUUAAUGCUUUAUAAACAUCUAAGUAGUGAAAAAUGCACAUUAAAGGGAGAUAAUUCAAAAAUGGCAAACUAUUAAAGGAAUAAUUUCAUACAUUGAGCAAUUACUUUAGCUUUGAAAUGAAAGUGUUCUUGAAAAAUGAUUUAAACAUUUUAAUGAGAAGAUUAAAAACUAUUUUUGAUUCAAUGUGAUAUUAGGAUGAAAUGGUUCAAGGGCAAAUUGCUUGGUUAAAGUAUAAAAUGAAAAAGAGAUUUAAAAAAAAUAAUGGCUUCUAAUUCUGGCACUUUAGGGUAUGAAAUGGUCCCAAGAUUUUGCAAUUGGCUUAAGUCAUGGCUAAAAGUGUGAAAGAGCCAGGGGAGGCCUUGAUCUUACUCAAUCUGUGUUGUUGUUUUAUAUAUAUAUAUAUAUAAAAAUUCCCCAAUUUGGUAUUUUACGACACAAAUUUCCCCUUCUGAAAGGACCCGCCACCCUUCCCCAAAACCAUAAAAAAGGGGCUGUAAACAGAGGUUUUUGUGUCUUCAAUAAUAAAAAAAAGAGAGAGAGAGAAUGAGAGAGGGAGAGAGAGAAAGAGAGAGUGGGUAGGGAGGUGAGCGUCUUUCAGACGCGGUGAAACUUGUCCGCUAUUAGAAUCACUAACAUUAUAUUCGUAUGUUCUGUAUUCUUGAAUUGUAUACUUGCUUUUAUGUGAGACGAUAUUCCAAAGAGCUCAGAAUGCGUUUGUUAACAAAUCGUCUUUUAUAAGAUGUUUUCCACAAUAAGAUUCAUGAUAUUUAAGUAUUUUGUCGCCUUUUGUUAUAAAACAUGUAUAAAUUUCAGAGCAACUGCUAUAUCUGAUUAAGAUUAAUGUAAAAGUUUGGGAAAUAUUUAUGUAAUGUAUAUUUGAACUAUUGUUACACAGUUUAAUAAGUACAUUAUGACUUA
Messenger RNA from Mercenaria mercenaria, 4076 nucleotides. RefSeq lists its product as uncharacterized. Gene Ontology annotation, biological process: proton transmembrane transport. The transcript is spliced from 9 exons. Gene Ontology annotation, molecular function: voltage-gated proton channel activity. The coding region runs from base 54 to 1844 and encodes 596 amino acids. Gene Ontology annotation, cellular component: plasma membrane. NCBI's taxonomy places the organism in Eukaryota, Metazoa, Mollusca, Bivalvia, Venerida, Veneridae. The record is from RefSeq and is a predicted model, not a curated record.